AGCAAUGAUGGUCCAUGAGAUAUUAAAUGGGCAUGCAGAUAGAUGUUAUCAAGAGUUUCGCAUGGAGCGACACGUCUUUGAGAACCUCUGCAGACUGAUGGUUCAUAGGGGUUGGUUGAAGGACUCUCGCUAUCUUCGAGUUGAUGAGCAACUAGCCUUGUUCUUAUUCAUUGUAGGAAAGGGUGCAAGCAAUAGAGAUGCGCAAGAGCGAUUUCAACGAUCUGAUUGGACUAUUAGCCAGCAUUUUGGGAUGGUGUUGAAGGCUAUGCGUUCACUAGCGAAAGAAAGAAUCAGACCACCAAGCUUCAAUCGUAUCCCCAUUGAGAUAGCUUCAAAUCCAAAGCAAUGGCCGUUUUUUAAGGACUGCAUAGGUGCAAUUGAUGGCAGUCAUGUUCAUGCAAUUGUACCAAGAGAAGAUCAAACCCGUUAUAGGAAUCGAAAAGGGAUAACAACACAAAAUGUGAUGUGCAUCUGUUCAUUUGAUAUGCACUUUACAUAUGUGAAUGCUGGAUGGGAAGGAAGUGCAAAUGACUGCUGAGUCUUUGAAUCAACAAG
Macadamia integrifolia is the source of this 555-nucleotide messenger RNA. RefSeq lists its product as uncharacterized. NCBI's taxonomy places the organism in Eukaryota, Viridiplantae, Streptophyta, Magnoliopsida, Proteales, Proteaceae. The record is from RefSeq and is a predicted model, not a curated record. The transcript is spliced from 2 exons. Bases 5 to 538 code for a protein of 177 amino acids.